AUGCCAGAGUAUGUUGGUGGGACUUCUGUGAGGUCUGUUAUUCAAGCAGGGCGUAAGUCUUUAAGAGAGGGAACUUUGAGAUAUGAAUCACAAGCGAGGAGCUCAGUAGGGUCUCAUCCGGGGCACAUCUCGCAAAUUCCAGAUUUUAGUAAAUACUCGCCAACCAAGUUCAUCGGUGAACUGGCACCAUACGUUUCUCCAACGCUGUGCGCGUAUCCAUUACAAUCAAAGUACGUGAAUCAACAACAUUACUACCAAAAUAAGGGUAUUCUAGAGAAACACUAUCUGUCAAAAAAACCACAUCCGGUCUCGUUAUCACAGCUGGCGCAGUACUUCGAUGAAUCCAACGCGUUGACAAAACAAAAAAUUGUUAACAGUGGUCGUUUUGUUCAGCAGGAACUCGUUACACGUAUCGCGCACAAGAUCCAUCUGCUUCAAACAUUGCCCUUCAACGUUGUGAACAAUUUUCAUUUUAGCCAGGUGUACGAAUCAUACUACAACAUUUUUGAGCGGUUUAGACGGUAUCCUACAAUCAAGACGGUUGCGGACAACGACAAAUUUGCCGUGUUUCUCCAAGGGAUUCUGUCGGAUUUCAACUCGUUGAAUUUACCACAUCUGAUCAUGGGCGCGCUUGAAUGUCGGAUCCUAGAUUUGUAUCCUCCUCACAAAAUGGAUAAGGUCAUUUCAAGUCUUCUAAGGGCUCGUAUUUCAAGAAGGUUGAUUGUGGAGGAACAUCUCAGUAUGACUUCCAAUUAUCAAAGCGGGAAGAAGGAGAACACGCUGGUGCUGGGUGAUAUUUUCCAAGAAUGCAGCGCGCAUGAGUUUCUUUUGGGGGCAAAAGCGAUGUGUGAAAAAUUCAUUCAAGACAUGUAUUUCGAGGGCAUCAAACUGCCAGAAUUUGUCGUUGACGGCAAUCUCGAGCUCAAGUUUUAUUUUCUGCCCCUGCACUUGAAGUAUCUGCUAGGAGAAGUGCUGCGGAACAGUUACGAGGCCACUAUGAAAGAAUACAUACGUUUGGGACUUCAAAAGCCGGAGCCAAUCACCGUUACCAUAGUCUCUAACGAGCAGUCUUUCAUUUUCCGCAUUUCGGAUCGCGCUGGCGGGAUCCCGCAUGAUGAAAAAACUAUCUGGUCCUUUGGGAAAUCUAAGCAGCUUGCAAGUGAAUCGUUAGACAAUUUCCACAAGCUCCCCGGUCUCCAGACCAUAUCACUUUACGAUUACAUGUACGAUGCGAAUGCAAGAAAGCCCUCUAGUCAUCCCUACAAGUUUACAUCCUUGGAACCUGUCAGUGCAUCAAAUUUGCCAAGCGGCCACAAAUUCGAGAAACCGCUCUUGGGGCUGUUGGAAAGAUCCUCACGUUACAAAUUGGGCAUUGGACUCGCUAUGUGCAAGGUUUAUGCGGAAUAUUGGAAUGGCGAUUUGACAGUCCAUUCCAUCAAAGGUUAUGGAACUGAUACUGUUUUGAAGCUGGGAAAUCUCAUGUAUCACACGGACAAAUUACAACUCGACAAAGUAUAA
Messenger RNA from Lachancea sp. 'fantastica', 1518 nucleotides. The record is from the annotation of a GenBank genome assembly. Lineage: Eukaryota; Fungi; Ascomycota; Saccharomycetes; Saccharomycetales; Saccharomycetaceae.